AUGUUUGGACAACUGUCCUGUCUCACACGGAGAAGCACGCGCACACAGGCAGCUGACCUGGUUAUCCAGCUGUCCUCCACUCCAAAGGCCAAACCGGAUGUGUCCAACUUCAGGACCGUCUUCACUGACCACAUGCUGACCAUAGACUGGAAUGCAGUUGAUGGCUGGCAGGCUCCGCUUAUCAAGCCUUUUAGAAACCUGUCACUUCACCCAUCCAGUUCGUCACUACACUACGGUGUACAGCUCAUUAAAGGGUUGAAGGCGUGUCGUGGGGAUGAUGGCCGACCUCUCUUCAGACCGAUGCUCAACAUGAACCGAAUGUCCAACUCUGUUAAGAGGGCUUGUCUACCUGCCUUUGAUCAGUCAGAGUUGCUGGAGUGUAUCAGGCAACUCGUAGAGGUUGACCAGGACUGGGUUUCUCACUCAGACUCAGCAAAUCUGUACAUCAGACCAAAAUUUAUUGCCAUUGAGCCCACUCUGGGUUUGAAGAAGCCUACCUAUGCCUUGCUGUAUGUGAUCUUGUGUCAAGUGGGCCCUUACUUCAACAAUCAGAGACUGUCCAUGUGGGCCGACCUGAAGUACACACGGGCCUGGAAAGGAGGAACUGGAGACUGCAAGAUGGGAGGGUGCGUAGUCAAACACUGUAUGCAUUUUUAUAAGCUGUACCAGAUAAGUGAGGCAGGAACCAUGAAUAUCUUCCUGCACUGGAUCAAUGAGGAUGGAGAAGAGGAACUUGCAACUCCACCUCUGGAUGGUAUCAUACUACCCGGUGUAACCAUUCUGUCUAUCUCUCUCUGUUCACUUCAAUAUAAGGCAAAGCCUAAUAUAUGA
Larimichthys crocea (large yellow croaker) is the source of this 831-nucleotide messenger RNA. It is a transcript of the gene bcat1, whose product is annotated as branched chain amino-acid transaminase 1, cytosolic. Bases 1 to 831 code for a protein of 276 amino acids. Gene Ontology annotation, cellular component: mitochondrion. Gene Ontology annotation, molecular function: branched-chain-amino-acid:2-oxoglutarate transaminase activity. The transcript has 7 exons. Gene Ontology annotation, biological process: L-leucine biosynthetic process; L-valine biosynthetic process. The record is from RefSeq and is a predicted model, not a curated record. NCBI's taxonomy places the organism in Eukaryota, Metazoa, Chordata, Actinopteri, Sciaenidae.